This is a messenger RNA of Chelonia mydas (Green sea turtle), 1397 nucleotides long. RefSeq names its product zona pellucida sperm-binding protein 3. Lineage: Eukaryota; Metazoa; Chordata; Testudines; Cheloniidae. Gene Ontology annotation, molecular function: acrosin binding. Bases 94 to 1389 code for a protein of 431 amino acids. The transcript is spliced from 10 exons. Gene Ontology annotation, biological process: binding of sperm to zona pellucida; positive regulation of acrosome reaction; egg coat formation. The record is from RefSeq and is a predicted model, not a curated record. Gene Ontology annotation, cellular component: extracellular matrix.
AGUCGCCUAUCACUAGAUGGGUAUAUAUAGCUUCUCCCCAGGAGCUAGAGGUAUGCUGCCUUCCUGCUAACCUGAGUGUGGGUUACUAGCAUCAUGGGGCUGUGGAAAGCAUUUCUGGGGGUGCUCAUCUGGAGCUCAGCUCUUGCUGCUCAGAGAGCACCCAUUAACUCUGUGCUCUACGAGUGCAAUAAAACCAGCAUCCACCUGGCUGUAAAGAUAGACCCCUUGGGAAAUGGACUCCUGCUGGAUCCACAACUUGUGCACCUGGGCAGCUGCCUCUACUCCAUCGACAAUGGACAGGGCUUUCUGCACUUCCAGUACCGCCUGAAGGACUGUGGCUUCUCUCGGCUGACAUCUGGGAACAUGAUUGAAUACUUCACGGACCUGGUCUACAGGCCUUCCCCUGGCACAGGCAGACGCUAUGCCGCCUCCUUCACUGAGAGGAUCAACUGCACUGACUAUGAGGCAGGGCACUUGACUCCUAUCUACAUCUCUUCAGUGACUGGCCACCUGUCUGCCUCUGGAGUGCUAAUGUUCACGGUGACCCUAAUGAAUGUGGACUUCAGUGCCCCAUCAGACUCCAAGAUCUUCUUCCUAGGCUCUCAGAUCCAUAUAGAGUUUUCUGUAAAGAGUUCCUUCCACCAGCCUCUGCAGAUCUUUGUAGAUGAGUGCACUGCCACCCCAACCCCAGAACUUAGCAAGUCUCCCAGGAACUAUAGCAUCAUUGCAAACCAUGGGUGCCUUGUGGAUGGUAAGGUGGCAAACUCCCAGUUCCUGCCCAGACAGACCCCUGAAGCUAUCCAGCUCUCCCUGCAGGCCUUUGAAUUUGUAGGUGUGGACUCUGAUAUCUAUCUCCACUGCCAGGUGCUGGUCUGGGACCCCAGAGUGCUCAUGGAUCCCACAAGGAAGGCCUGUUCAUUUCACAGGGACACCAACAGGUGGGAACUCCUGGACAGUCCCUCUCUGAGCUCUGGCUGUAGCUGCUGCGACUCCCUAUGCCAAGCCACAACCUCUCGCCACAAGAGAGACCUGGAAGGCUCUGCAAGGGAAGGUGGACUUGUCCAUGCUGUUGUUGUUGGGCCCUUGAAGGUGCAGAAACUAGCUGCAAAGACUGGAAGCUAUGAGUGGGACUCAGACGGCUCUCCCGCAAUCCAGAGUCACACAGGUAACUACCCCUCUGUGAUGCCACCUCCUGUUGGUGCCCUGCUGCUGGAAGUUGCUCUAAUUGCUGUAGUGUCCCUGGGUUUCUGCCUGUACAAUGGCCAUCGCAAGAACCCCUGUUUCAGAACCAGGGGGGCUACAAACUCCUGCACAGAGGGGCUGGUUACUGCAGAACAGGAGUGUGCAAGCAUUAAUGCAGAUGUGGAACGAAUCCAAAUAAAACCUUAACAAAUCCA